This is a messenger RNA of Lycium ferocissimum, 1301 nucleotides long. RefSeq lists its product as uncharacterized. The record is from RefSeq and is a predicted model, not a curated record. NCBI's taxonomy places the organism in Eukaryota, Viridiplantae, Streptophyta, Magnoliopsida, Solanales, Solanaceae. Gene Ontology annotation, biological process: 7-methylguanosine mRNA capping. Gene Ontology annotation, molecular function: ATP binding; mRNA guanylyltransferase activity. The transcript has 7 exons. The coding region runs from base 11 to 778 and encodes 255 amino acids.
AAUCUUUGUCAUGAUAUGCAGGGACAACUUGCAAUUCUUAAGGCAGCGCUACUACUAUGCCACAUGGAAGGCUGAUGGGACACGGUACAUGAUGCUGAUCACGAUGGAUGGUUGUUUCUUAAUUGAUAGAUAUUUCAACAUCCGAAGGGUUCAGAUGAGAUUUCCAUGCAGACACACUAACAAAGGUUUAGUUGAGAAGACCCACUACUUCACUUUACUUGAUGGAGAGAUGGUAAUUGAUACUUUACCUGACACACAGAAGAAGCAAAGGAGAUACCUAAUUUAUGAUACGAUGGCCCAUAACCAUGUGUCUGUCAUUGAGCGACCCUUUUACCAACGGUGGAAAAUGAUCGACAAAGAAGUGAUCGGGCCAAGAAAUUAUGAACGUCAGCAUAUAUACCAAAGUAGAAACCCUUACUAUAGAUACGAGUUGGAGCCUUUCAGGGUGAGGAGGAAGGAUUUUUUUCUGCUCUCCGCUGUCACGAAACUUCUCAGAGAAUUUAUUCCAAAGCUUUCACAUGAAGCCGAUGGUCUUAUUUUUCAGGUGGUCGACGAUCGUGAAUUGCUUUAUCUACAUGAAGGAGGGAAGAGGGAACUAAUGGAAGGGAAUAGAGUUGUUUUUCCAGAGGGUCAUGAUCCGUCAGAUUACUCUGGUAAAAUAAUAGAGUGCUCUUUUGAUACCGAUAACCAAGCAUGGGUGUGGAUGAGGACCAGAAUCGAUAAAAGAGUUCCGAAUAAUUACAACACAUACAUAAAGAGGGAUGAUGGCCGUUAUUAGACAAGUUAUGGUUCCUGUACAAAAAUUCAGGUGUUGAGAAGUAUAACCGACAACAUCACUGAAGACGCGUUGUUGAAUGAGAUUCAUGAGAUCAUUCGACUGCCAAUGUAUGCGCAUAGGAUACAGAAUGAUAGCAAAGAUCAUGUACAACACAGAUGAAUGAAUUUGAUUAACUGGACGGCUUUGUCACUAGUGGAAGCCGUGUUCAUGUAUAUCAAUAGAAGGGUUUUACGAGCAUUCUUAGUCCGUAGCUGUGUUAUGUGUAUACUGGUUUGUUGUGUAUAGAUCCAGUUGGUACACUGUAAACUUAGUGGUCCAUUACUCGGGCCUUUAGUUCUUUCUCCGUUAGCGAUAAGGUCAGGUCGUUAUGUAUAUUAGUUUUCCUUUUUUCUGGUUACUGUUAAGUUGUCUAAGGUAGGUCUUCUCCAGUGGUAGAAAAACUUCAAGCUCUAUGUAUGUAUUUCCUGUGAAUAUGAGUCUGUUGUGCUUGUAAUUUGUAAUUCUAGUUUAUCUUUUGCCCUUA